ACGUUGUUCCUGCGGUACCGAGGGAGCGGCGGACCAGUAAAAUGCCGGAACCAGCCAAAUCAGCUCCUGCCCCGAAGAAAGGCUCUAAGAAAGCUGUUACCAAGACUCAGAAGAAAGGUGACAAGAAACGUAGAAAGACGAGGAAGGAAAGCUACUCGAUCUACGUGUACAAGGUGCUGAAGCAGGUGCACCCCGACACGGGCAUCUCGUCCAAGGCCAUGGGCAUCAUGAACUCCUUCGUCAACGACAUCUUCGAGCGCAUCGCCGGCGAGGCGUCGCGCCUGGCGCACUACAACAAGCGCUCCACCAUCACGUCGCGGGAGAUCCAGACCGCCGUGCGGCUGCUGCUGCCCGGCGAGCUGGCCAAGCACGCCGUCUCCGAGGGCACCAAGGCCGUCACCAAGUACACCAGCUCCAAGUAAAUUUCUUGUUUGGAAGAUCGUCUAACCCAAAGGCUCUUUUAAGAGCCACCCACGUUUUCAGUAAAAGAGUCGUUCACACUG
Messenger RNA from Dromaius novaehollandiae (emu), 503 nucleotides. RefSeq names its product histone H2B 8. NCBI's taxonomy places the organism in Eukaryota, Metazoa, Chordata, Aves, Casuariiformes, Dromaiidae. Gene Ontology annotation, molecular function: DNA binding; protein heterodimerization activity; structural constituent of chromatin. The coding region runs from base 42 to 422 and encodes 126 amino acids. Gene Ontology annotation, cellular component: nucleosome. The transcript has a single exon. The record is from RefSeq and is a predicted model, not a curated record.